AUUGCUACCCUGGACAUGGUUCUGGAGUGAGGUGUUGGCUCACUUUGGGGUUACCACUUAAACAGUAAACAACUUCUCGAUAUUUUUAAUCAAAAGUUCAUAAUCAACGAAAAGAAAAAAAAAAUAAAAUUAAAUAAAACAACAUUUGCAUUGUUUAUCAGUGGUUAAUUAAGAUGUUUUUCAUCGGUUUACGUGUAUUCCUCGUUGGAAUUAUUCUGGUAGUUGUUGAUGGCCUAGCAAUUGGACUUCUCGAGGAUGUAACUAAAGCUGAUCAAGUCAUGCGACCAAAAGUUAAAAGAGCACAAGAAUUACUUAUGUUUGGAAAUCAACAAAAUCGUAGACCAGAAAGUCCAUCAGCAAUUGCAACAGAUGAUCUAACACCAAGUGCUGAAAAACGAACACUUGGAACAUCUGGUCUUGAAGAUGUUAAAGCAGCACUAGCAGAUGGUGAAACAUUUAAUCAUCAAAAUCCAAAACAACAAAUUACAUGGGGUCAUCUUGGUGAAAGUAUUCCUCAACGUGAACAAAACUAUGAAUAUGGCAAAGUUAUGAUGAACGAGGUCAAUGAUGAAUUACCAAGAGUCUGGGAUUUACAACCCUAUCCAAGAUAUUUUGGCCUCGAUGAUGAACGUCGUAAGCGUUCUGAAAAAACAAGUGUUCCAUCAUCAGUAUCACCAACUCAAUCAACAACAACAACAACAACAACAAAAUCACCAUCAGUAACUUUAUCACCAUCUCAAAAAAUAUCAACAUCAAGUACCCAGCGACCAAGCACUCGUCUUCAACAAUCAAAAAGAAGUUUGCCAUUGGUUUAUCAAGAGCCACGAUACAAACGUGCUCUUAUUGAUCGUGAGGACCUUUUGACAUUGCUUCUUCUCUUGGAAAAUCAACAGCCACGUAACAGAAACUGGCGAAACUGGGGAAAUGAUGAGUAUGAAAAUAUUGAAGAUGAUGGAAGUUAUCCAGUAAUUGAAGAUGAAGAUUCAAGAGGUAAUGCACAAGUGGAUAUACCAGUUUAUGCACCUCGUCAUUUUGGUAUUGGUUCUGAUAUAACACCAUCAGAAAUUGGAAUACCAAGAACUCAUCCAAUUAAUUCAUAUGAACAAUAUAAUAAUCAAUACACACCAUAUGAAAAUACACAGUAUGGAAAUGCUCAAUAUGGCUCUUUAUAUCCACAUUCAAAUUAUGAUCAACAGCAGCCCGAUAAAAGAUUUAUGAUUUCACGUAAACGUUCACAGGGCUAUGAUAAUUAUUCAGGACGUAAUUUAAAUGAUGUCAUUGGUUAUUCACAAUUAAUGAAUACACAACAACAGGGAUAUGGUAAUUAUCCACAGGGAAUGUUAUAUUAAUUUAUUAUAAUUACCAAAAUCCAAAUGAAAUAUAUAAAUUGCCUAAUUUGGACAUAAAGUGUCUUCGGAAUGAAUAAAAUAACUUGAAAAAUAUAUAAAAUAUUUAUAAAAUGUUUUUUUUUUUAUUUUUUUUAUCUCUCAUUUCGAAAUUAUUCAAAUUCUUUUUUUAUUGACAAUUUCUUGUAAUUAAAUUUUUAAAUUUUUUUAAAUUUAAAUUUUACUUAAAAGAAAUUGAUUAUUUAAUUUUUUUUAUUCAUAAAUAUACAUAACUAUAUAUUAAACUAUAUCGUGCAAAAAAAAAAAAGAAAAAAAAAAAUAUGACUGAUAUAAUAACUUUUUUUUUUAUAAUUAAUAAUUAAUUUGAAUAUAUUUAAAUUAAUUAAAUUUAUUGAUAUCACGUUUUUAUUAAAAAUGAUUAUAAAGUAAUAUAAAUAAUUGAUAAAUAAUAUUUUUUCUAUAUUCAAAAUAACAAAGAAAAUAGUCAUGUUUUUUUUUUUUUUUUUUUUAUUUCAAAGAUAAAAAUCACCUAAAUGUUAGAAAGAAAAAAAAAAUAUAUAUAUAAAUGAUAUCUCGAGAUAGUAAAUAAUUGUCAAUCUCUAAAUAAUAGCUAAUGGAUAAAACAAAUCAACAAAAUAAUAAUAAUAAUAAAAUAAAAUAAAGCUUUACAACCGUAUCUACUUCCUGUUUUAAUAAAACUCUGCUUAAAUUUUGCAACAAUUUGCAAUAAAAGUGAGUUGAUUUCCACAAUAAAAAAAAGAUUUAAAUAAAAAUCAUAUUACAGAGAGUUUUGCUGUCAAUUAAAUUGCUUUGUUAUAAAUUAAUUAAUCACAAAAUAAUGCGAUUAAUAAAAGACUUGUUUUAUUUUUUAAAUUAAAAAAUAUUGAGCGCCUUUUUUAAUGAGACUUGCAUAUGGAAAUAUAAAUAAAUAAAUAAAUAAAUUGUCAAUUGACAAUUUAAAAUCCAUGGCUAAAUAAUUAAUUAUUUUCAGGAGUGAUCAAAGACUGUUUUAAAUCAACAAUAUACUUAAAUUCUUUAAAUAAAUAAAAUAAAUAAAAUCAUUAAUUUACAUAAACUGAAAAAAAAAAAAAAUUUCCAUAAGUAAUUGUCUUGAUUAAAAUAAAAAUUUCUCUUGCACAAUAAUUUAUUUAUCAAUAAAUAAUUAAAAUUAAAAUUCUUGUUAGAAAAUAUAUAGUAUUAAUAUGUCAUUUAUGUAUUAAUUUUUUUAAUUUUUCUUUUGGCAAUGCUCAAGUAUUCUCACUUAUUCAUAAGACAGCACUAUUUUCAUUUUAAUUUAAUAUUUAAAAUAAAUGUUUUAAAUGUAAAAAACAAGAAAACAACAGAAAACAAACAUAAUGGCAAAUUAAUAUGAAUAAGUUAUAGUCAUUUUACUGGCGUUAGAUAUUUAUAUAAAAGAAAAAAAAAAGAAAAAAAAAAUAUAUAUAGUAUUUUAUUAUUAAAGAAUAAAAAGGUGCUAAUUAAACAGCUGAUGGAAGUCGGGUAAGAUUUUUAACUAUACGUAAUAUUUAUUGUUUCGCAAAAAAAAAAAAAAAAAAAAACCAUAUA
Aphidius gifuensis is the source of this 2912-nucleotide messenger RNA. Its product is annotated as prohormone-2-like. Bases 174 to 1349 code for a protein of 391 amino acids. NCBI's taxonomy places the organism in Eukaryota, Metazoa, Arthropoda, Insecta, Hymenoptera, Braconidae. The transcript is spliced from 9 exons. The record is from RefSeq and is a predicted model, not a curated record.